ACAACACUUCAACUGCUCGAUGCAGACUGAGCCUCACUGAGUGAUUCAAUUUAAUAUGAUCAUAAGAUCGCAGGCAAUGGUCAUAUUGUGUUGUGCGACGCCUACCGGAAAAAUAUAGAGAACUAUUUAAAAUUCAGUUUGUAUUUGACACACUUGUAACGGGUUGUUUACUGAUUGUUUAAUUUUGAAUUUUGUGGAAAUUGUACGUAAAUUACGUAUUUAAGUCAAAUUAAUCGUGGAAAACAAACAAUGUUGAUUGUGUGAACAGUGUUUUUUGAUUAAAGAAUUAAUAAAAUGGAUCCUUUCACUCAGCGUAUGUUAGAGAGAGCGCGUGCUAGACAAGAGAAAAUCGACCAAAAACUCGCAAACUCUGGACAAACGGUUCCGAAGAGGAAACCACUAGCAGAGAAUCUCUGCGUCUCUAAAUCUGUUUCGGCACCUGGGAAGUCUCCUAUUAAACCUGCUCGGGAGUCAAUUACUUCGCCGAGGAAGUCUCUCAAAGCUGAAACACCUGUAAAAUCUGGGCCGAAAAGGAAUAGUACACAAAAAUCUGACCAAACUCUUGUUACCUCGCCGUUAAGACCCCGAAACGACGUAGUUGUCACAAAAAAAGAGUUCAAAAGCCCACGAAAAGGUAGUCUGACCAGGCGUAACUCCGAUGUGUCAGUGGAGAUCAACAUUUCACAUAGAAACGAUAUACAAAUCGAGGUGCAGGUUGAAGAGAGAGACACUCCCAUAAGUGUGGUUUAUGACUCGCAGGCGGAUAGACAAAGUAGUGUAGUCAUCAAGGAGAUUGAAGAAGACACAUCCAAGGAAUUGGUCAAAAAGUCUAUUGUAAUGUCAAACAGCAAAGACGAUAAGAGCGGACUCAGACACAACAUGAAGUCACGACUCGACAGACUUGGUAAUCUAUAUUCAGAUAAACCAGAGCUCUCUUCGCCUAUUCACCGUACGGAGUCGGAGUUCACAUCAGCGACGCCGCCUUCGGAGUUCGAAGUGAAAAGUAAACAGACAAAACCACAAGAUGGGAAGAAGAAAUUUGGUAGACUCGCAGCCCUCGCUGAUCAGAUUAACACUUGGGAGGAUGAUUUGACCCAUCAUAGUUUUCAACCAGAGCCUAAUAAGAAAACUGCAAACAAUUUCAAAAGCAAAAAACUUGAAGAUUCCACUCUGGAUGUCUCCAUACAUUCCAUAAAGGAUAUUGACAAGGCUUUGAAAGUUACUCAGAAUAAAAAGACAUCACACUACACUAGCAACAAGACAUCGACGAAGCAGGUGAACGAAUGUCAAAGAUUGAAAAAGCAAAUCGUCGCGGAACUGGAAGGCGAGGGGUUCCGGCGCGUCUCAGCUAGCCAAUCGCGGCUCGUUUAUGAUUUCACAACGACGAAAAUCGCCGAUCCCGCCCGACAGGAGCCGAAGCGUGCAUCGACUACCCCCAGUGCAACAGCAGCCCCCGCGAUGGCGACAAUGGUGGCCAGCGCGCCGCCGGCUAAACCCACCGUGUCUAAGAAACCUUCAAUAAAAAAAUAUCACGCGCCCACACCGCCUGAUAAAGUGCUCACCGACGAUGAAUGCGAAAUGGAAAAAGACAAAGAGAACAAUGCUGUUCAAGAGAACGAAAACGAAGCGGACGAUUGUAUACAAACAAAAAACAAACCGGCUGACGAGAGACCCGGUUCCGGGGAAAGGGGAUCGCCAAUUGUAAAGAGAUUGGCGCCUAAAUUGAACGGAAAUAUAGACAGAAGUUCGGUCUUGGGUAAGGCCGCGAUGUUCGAAGCGGGCAGUCCGAAGGCCAAGGAAAAGGAUCCCGCGGAAAUGUCUCUUCGCGAACGAAAAGCGUUGUUCGAGAAAAAUAAGGGCACUGCAAUUAUCCCCAAAGCACCAUUCGGACUAGCCCCUUCGACGAAAACCCUUCUCGGCGAUAACAAAGACAACAAAGCGGCCAGACCUACGGUUCAACAAACGAAAACAACUCCGACAAAAGCAAAUAUUACGAAGAACUCUAGGUCGAACUCUAAAGAUAGUCUGGCCGAGGACAAUGUCAGUCAAAGCUCACUAAGCGGCGGAAUAAAGGGGAAGCUCGUGGCUUUAUUCAGCAAAGAGCAAACGAUAAGCGAGACGUCUAUAGCUAAUAAGUUCAGGCUGGAAAGAGAGAGGGAUAUGGAGAUGUUGCAGAAUAGAUUCCCUUUUAAGGCACCUCCUCCCAGGAAACCUGAGCAAAAUGAUUCAGAUGACGAUCAGAGUGAGCAGGAUCCAUCUGAGAAAGCCCCCUUAAUGGGAAGCACUACAUCUCUGGCUCAUAAAAAACCGGAAGUAAUAGCCAAUAUACCUAAAGUGACGUUCGAAGAAAAGACGAAAGAACAAAAUGGAGACGUCGUAGACAGAGAAGGAGACAAAGACGCCGAGAAGAUUGUUGGUUCUCAACCGGUUAAAAGGAGAAACUCUCAAGACUCGCCUGCCGUCGUGUCGGUACUAGAGGAUGUAAAGAGGAUCAAAGUGAACAAUAACAAACAAGCGAACGGGCACGCCAAUGGCGCCGUCACGCAACAGCCCGGCCUGUACCCGCAUUUAUCGGAUAUAGAGACCGACAACUCAGGACACGAGGAGUACUCCGACUGCGGUGGCUCGAGCACAGAAGAUGUACAAGAGAAAGAGAUUGACAAACUCAAUAAAUCUGAUGAUUGGGCUGAAACUUCUUUCGGACGAGACGUGAUGAACGUAGUGAAGAAGAAUAACACGAGCUACAGAAAGGCGGUCCGACAGAGCGACUCUGAAAGCUCUCAAGGUGCUUGCGACAGUGAGCUAGACGAUAUGUUAGAUGAAGCCUUGGGCGAGGAGGCGGAAGGUCCGACACCACCCAAGGUGAACAAGCACGGCAGCAUGUCCUCGAGCAGUUUCGUUUAUCAAGAGAAGUCAAAGUUCACGUCGCCGCUGAAGGCGCAGCCCGGCACGCCGGCGCCCCGACACGACAAGGGCUCCGAACUCGUCCACAGCGUCAGCUUCUAUAGGAGGAUGCAGAAUUCCUCGUCGACUCCAUCUACACCGCUUCGUGUAAUAAGGCACGCGUCCCCGGAGCGCGGGGUGCCGCCCUCCAGCCCCGAGGAGCCCGCUGCGGCCGUCACGGUCAGGCAGCGCAUCAAGGAGCUGCAGAACGAGAUCACCAAGCAACAGACCGUUAUAUCGCAGGCGAGUCAAGCUUUGAAUCUGUGUGCCGCGACCAUAGAGUUCAGCGGUUCCACGGAGCAGGCCGAGGGCGAAAGGCUUCUGCUCUUGGCCACGCACCGUCGGCAGGCGUGUCUGCACGAGAUGCAGCGGCUGCAGGUGGAGGGCGCGGGCCCGGCCGCCGCCGCGGGGCUGGCCUCGCUCUCCGUCGCGGCGCUCAACGUGCCGCUGCGCCGGGACUACGUGCGCCAGCUCAACGCCGAUGGCGCCGUCGGGCAUCACGCCGUGUGUCUGCUGAAAUGUCGGGACAGAGUUCUGGCGACCAGCAUGCAGCAAACUAAACCAACAAACAACACUAUACAUUUCCCCGAUGAAAUCAAAAUGCUCGGACUCUCUAGCGAUUUUAAGGUGACAGUGGAAGUUUAUUUAUUGCAAGCAUCCAAAGAAAUGUUGCCACACGAUGUCAAAUAUCAUAUUUUCAACAAAAAGUCGAGUUCAAAGCUCUUAACGCCGAAGUCGAAAGUGUCGGAGCUGAAAGCGCCCCGCGUGCAGAGUCCGGGCGGGCCGCACACUGUCCGCACGCCGCAGUUCCAGCUGCACGGCUACUGCAUCUUUGCGCUGCAGCAGGCCUCCAGGACCAGCUUCACUUUGAAUAAGGUCCCUAUGGGCAGUCCGCUGGAGGGCUCGGUGUGCGUGGAGGUGCGCGCGCGCGUGGCCGUGCCGCCCCCCGCGCCGCACGCCGCCUUCCUCACCGCCUUCGAUGACGUCAGCGGGCUGGGCGCCUGGCACCGCCGCUGGUUCCGCCUGCAGACGCCCCGCCUGGCCUACUGGAAGUACCCUGACGAUGUCCACAAGAAGAUGCCUAUAGGAGACAUAGAUCUGACGACGGUGACGUCAGAGCGCGCGGUGAGGGCGUCGCGCGACCUGUGCGCCCGCCCCAACACGCUGCUGCUGGAGUGCUCGAUCCCGCCCGGCCUCAUCGUGCCGGACAGCGGCUCGCUGGUGUACGUGCAGCGGGGCGGCCAGCUGCUGCGGCGGCACCUGCUGUCCGCGGACACGCCACAGGACCGCGACACGUGGAUACGCUGCAUCAACCAAGCCCUGGAGUACGUGCGGUGCUGCUCCAACGAGGACGACGACUGAACUAGAGCUCUAUUGGGGCGUUUUUUUUUUAAGCGAUUUUAUGACCCGAUAACUAAGACCUUUAAGUCGAUGUCUUAUUUUAGUUUUUGUUCUUAUAUGAAAAAUGAUAAUAUGGAGUGAAAUGAGAUGAGAUGAUGUGGAAUGUGAAUUAUAAUCUCAGUAAAAUGGUGGUCAUUUACUGAGUGAUUUUUUCAGUGGACUUUUUAGAGGAUCUCGAAAAGUUGCAACUAUACGAGCAGUCGUUGCAACUAUACUGAGACCUUAUAACUUAUCUCAAGGUGGGUGGCGCAUUUACGUUGUAGAUGUCUAUGGGCUCCAGUAACCACUUAACACCAGGUGGGCUGUGAGCUCGUCCACCCAUUUAAGCAAUAAAAUAAAAUAAAUUAUAACUUAUUUACAAUCGAUUUAACAGCCAGCGGUCCUAGUUGACAUCUUCUAAUAAUAUAUAUGGGAAUCUACCAUGAAAAUUAGUUUAGUUGGACCUUCAAAGAAUGUCAUAGAAUUGUAUCGCGUUUCAAUGGUAAUGCUUAAGAAAUGUCGUUCUCAAAAUGCUAUUUAAAAGCGCAAAACCACAUUAAAUUCGGGUACCGUUUUAGUGUAAAAUAUAUUUGUUGACUUUGAUUUUAACAAAUAUUUUAAUUUAGAAACAGUGUUUGAAUUAAUGAGUACUGCAAUGGACAAUAAUUUUUAUAAUUUGAACGGGCUGCCUUGUAUCGUGUUUUGUGGAAGUAAGUAAUAAAAAUCAUAAUUGUUUGAUUUUUUUAAUAAGUAUGAAAUUAGUCAUUAGUGCUUUGAUGACCAAUUUUACUUACUAUAAAAUUUUAUUACAGAAUAUAAAUAACAAUAAAAUUACUAACCAUUAAAAAUUUAGUAUUUAAAUUAAAAAAGACAUUUAGAAAUAACGAGAAGUUAUGUUUUUAUUUUAAUGUGUGUAUCACAAGACUCGAAUAGUUUGACAAACAGUCAAUCAACCUUUUGAAGAAUAAGGUAUAAUGACGGAAGAGAACAUUUUAAUUAAAAAAUAAAACUAUUAUUAACACUAUUAAUAGACUAAUAUAAUUGACAUCGCAAUAAAAAUAAUACAAUAUAUUUCUAAUUUUAAAUUUACUUUUUUUUUAAACGAUAUGCUCAAUGGCCACAAAGCUAAUUGGAAAUUAUGUCUUAAUUUUAUUAUAUUUAAUUAAAUACAAAUCGAAUGCUUUGAAUUAAAAAUUUAAACAAAUAAGUCACAAAUGACCCACCUACGUAGUUAAGAGUUAAACAACAAUAUGUUUGUCUAUAAUAGAAUAUAAAAUGUCCUAUCAAAAUUCGUAAUAUAGUUAGUAGUGUCCUAAUUGACCGAAAUAUUGCGACUGCCUUUAGUUUGCGACUUGAUUACAUUCUAUUAAUUUUCCAGUAGUAAAACAUAUUAGAUCACCUUCACUGGGUAUUUUUGUAUUAAACAAUGGAUUAAACAAUGUAAAGGACAGCGUAAAAUUUUUAAAAUUAAUCAUUAACGCCAAUCAAAUAGGACUAUAGAUAAAACUCUGUUGAAUUAAUGAUCAAAUUGUAAAAUUCGAAUUUUAAUAAAUAUUUAAAUUGUACUUACUAACAAUCUAUAUUUUAUCUCCUUGUCGACGUUAGGACAGGUUGUUAAUGUGACCUUGAAUUGAAUUAUUUUAGUUUGUACCUAGUUCUUGUUAUAGAAUAGGAAAGUGGAUUGCUGCUAAUUUUCCGAAUUUUGGCGCGUUAUAAUAUAACGUGACUGGACACAUUUGGUCACGUGUGACGUCAUUAGCUAGUCAAAUAACGAGUCGACAAUGUCGCAUACAAUGACUAACCACAUAUGACGUGUUCACCCUGUUUUUUCUAACUCCUAAAACCGUCACUAGAGGGCGCUGUAAACUUGGAUUAGAAAAACUCGUAUAUUCAAUAAAAAAAUCAAUAAUCUACGGAUGCAGUGUCACUUAUGACAAGGGUGCCAUGACAACUGAUUUGCGUGUUACAGCGCCCUCUAGUGACGGUUUUAGGAGUUAGAAAAACAGGGUGAACAUGACGUCAUGCGCUGUCAUACUAUUUUCAGUUUGACGUGAAAACAUUUUAAAAAAAAUUUGUUCCAUUAGCGAUUUUAAAUGUAAAUCCAAAGUUGCAUGCGAAAAAAAAUUACGGAUUUUCUUUUUAAUUUAAUUAACAUUUUUAUUUUAUUUUGUGUCCAGUCACGUAAUCGUCACGUGCUUUAUAUCCGAUCUGGCAUGUCGAUAUGUUUCGUAUUUAGUACGACUAUAAUUUUGUAAUUUUUUUUUUAGUAUAGCCUGUAAUUUAAUUUGUAUAUAAAAUCAUUUUAUUCGUUAAUAAACAUAAAAUCAAAA
Molecule: messenger RNA, 6653 nt
Organism: Bombyx mori (domestic silkworm)
Lineage: Eukaryota; Metazoa; Arthropoda; Insecta; Lepidoptera; Bombycidae
Gene: scra
Product: anillin
Exons: 22
Coding region: 295-4305 (1336 amino acids)
Biological process (GO): mitotic cytokinesis; septin ring organization; actomyosin contractile ring assembly
Cellular component (GO): actomyosin contractile ring
Source: RefSeq, a predicted model, not a curated record